This is a messenger RNA of Kalmanozyma brasiliensis GHG001, 3726 nucleotides long. Its product is annotated as RecF/RecN/SMC, N-terminal. NCBI's taxonomy places the organism in Eukaryota, Fungi, Basidiomycota, Ustilaginomycetes, Ustilaginales. The transcript has a single exon. Gene Ontology annotation, molecular function: DNA binding; protein binding; ATP binding. Gene Ontology annotation, cellular component: nucleus; chromosome; cohesin complex. Gene Ontology annotation, biological process: sister chromatid cohesion. The record is from RefSeq and is a predicted model, not a curated record. Bases 1 to 3726 code for a protein of 1241 amino acids.
AUGCCUCUCCAUCACCUCGAAAUCGACAACUUCAAGUCAUACCGCGGCCACCAGGUCGUCGGUCCCUUCCAUGCCUUCACCGCAGUCAUCGGUCCCAAUGGUAGCGGCAAGUCCAAUCUCAUGGACGCCAUCUCUUUCGUGCUUGGCGUCCGCUCCGCACAGCUUCGAUCGAGCCAGCUCAAAGAUCUCAUCUUUCGAGGUCGCAAGAUGGGCAGAGCCAGCGACAGUCCAGCAGAUGACGACGACGCUUCAGAGUCCGAUGAAGACGACCAGGGCGAGGGCACAGCAACCAAGGCCAGCGUCACCGCCGUCUACAUCGACGCAAAAGGCUACGAACACCGCUUCCAGCGUUCCAUCACCAUCUCGGGUUCCAGCGAAUACAGAUACAAUGGUCGAGCCAUCCAAUACGCACAGUACAACGCAAAGCUCGAGCAGUUCAAUAUCCUCGUAAAGGCAAAGAACUUCCUCGUCUUCCAGGGCGACGUCGAGGCCGUCGCUUCUCAGGGAGCCAAGGAGCUGAGCCGACUCAUUGACCAGAUCAGCGGCUCGCUCGAGCUCAAAGACGAAUACGAGCGAGCAAAGGAGGCUCAGGAACGCGCCACUGACAACUCGACCUUCAACUUCAACAAGCGCAGAGGCAUCAACUCGGAGCUCAAGCAGUUCCGUGAACAGAAGAGCGAAGCCGAAAAGUUCGAGCGUCUCCAGCAGGACCGCGUCCAGCACAUUCUCAACCACGUCCUCUGGCGUCUCUUCCACAUCAAUGACGAUAUCGAGCUCAGCACCGACUUUAUCAAGACACAAGCAAAGAACAUGCGUCCCUUGCGCACCGAACACAAGAAGGCCGAAGAUGCUCUCAACCGCGCAAGGCGGGAUCAGGGUCAGACACAAACCGAGAUUCUCCAGGUCGAAAAGUCGAUCAAGCGAAAGCAUCGCGACGUCGAGGACCUGCGCCCGACGUUGGACGCCUAUGAAGAGAAGAUUGCCAUUUCGCGCAAGAGGCUUGACAACGGUGCUCGAAUGACAGAACAGGUCGAGCGCGAUCUCGAGAAGCAGCAGGCAAAUCUCGCCAAGCUCGAGCGUGAUCGAGCGACCGUCCAGCGAGCAGCAGAUCGUGCUGCCGAAGAGCAGCAGCGCGCCCUCGAGUCGGCUGGUCUCACACUCAGCGAGGCCGACUUGGGCGAGUACCACAACCUCAAGGCGCAAGCUAAUCUCGAGGCGGUCGCAGAGCGUCAGGAGCUCGAUGGACUCAAGCGUGAAUCCAGAAUCAAGACCGACGCCGUCAAGGACUUUGAAGACAAGACAGAGCAGUUCAGCAAGCAGAAAGACAAGCUGAACGACGAGGAGUCGACCCUCUCAGAACGACACUCGUCCCUCGAAGCCAAGCGCAACCAGAUCGACUCCGACUUGAAAGCCGCGCGAGAUGAGCUCACCGCGACACAAGCAAAGCAGACUGCCAUCAAUCAGCGAGAGACCAAACUCAACGAUCUCCUCCAAGUGGCCUACAACAAGCUUCUGCAGGCCGGCAACGACACUAAAGAGGCGGAACGCGAAGCAGCAAUGAAGGAGACCGUCGCUAAGCUUCAGCGCGUCUUUCCCGGUGUUCGCGGCCGAGUCGUGGAUCUCUGCAAACCAGUGCAGCGCAAGUACGACCUCGCCAUCUCGACCGUACUAGGACGCAACACCGACGCUAUUGUCGUCGACCAGGAAAAGACCGCCAUCGACUGCAUCGAGUACCUGCGCAACACUCGGGCUGGUCAGGCCAACUUCUUGCCGCUCGACCGCAUUCAGGCGAGUCCCAUCAACGAUCGCCUGCGAAGCAUUGCUCGAGGUGCUCGUCUGGCUGUCGACGUUAUCCAGUUCGACGCUUCCAUCGAACGAGCCAUCCACCAUGCCUGCGGCAACGCGCUUGUCUGCGACACGAUCGACAUUGCCCGAUCGGUCGUCUAUGAGAAGAAGGUCGAGGCCAAAGCUGUCACCCUCGAGGGCACCGUCAUCCACAAGAGCGGUCUCAUGACGGGUGGUCAAUCUAGCUCCACGGGAGGCAAGCGUUGGGAGGAGCGAGAAGUGCAGGGUCUCACCACCCAGCGCGACAAGUGCCUCGCCGAGCUCAAGGAGCUGCAGAAGGAGAAGCGCGCCUUUGUCAGCGAUGACGAGAUGAUCGCCAAGAUCACCCGUCUCGAGGCCGACCUCAGGUCGGCACAAGACGAGCUUGCUGCUCUGACAACACGACUCUCCGGCAUCCGCGACGAGCUCAAGAAUAUCGACAAGCAGGUGAAAGAGAUCCAGCCCAAGCUGCGCAGCGCCAAGACGGAGCUGGAGAAGCUACAGCGCAAGAUGUCGGCGCUGGAAACGGUCGUCAACCGCGAAGAGGACCGCAUCUUUGUCGCCUUCUGCCGUCGCAUCGGUGUGGCCCACAUCCGAGAGUACGAAGAGCGCCAAGUUCGCCUCAUGGAGCGUCAAAGCGAUGCUAAGCUGCAGUUCGAGUCGCAACUCGCCCGUCUCAACCACCAGGCGAACUUUGAGCGCCAGCAGAUCGAGAACACGCAGGAUCGUCUCGAGACACUUCGCAAUGCAAUCAAGCGCGAAGGCGAGAAGCUGCAGGCAUUGCAAGCGCAGAAGAAGGGCAAGCAGGACGAGCUGGACGGCAUGCUCGAGGAGAUCACCGAGAUGCAGUCCCAGCGAUCCGAGCUUCAAACGCAGAACGAAGCCAAGAAGGCGACGCUGGAGGAAAAGCGCGCUGAACUGGCAAAGGCGACGCGCAUUCUCGACCAAUUGUCGAAGGAGAUCGCCGGGCGCAAUGACGAGAUCGAGCGUCUCGGAUCGGAGCGAGCGUCAAUCUACCGUCGAUGUCGACUCGAGGAGAUCACACUGCCAUUGCUCAAAGGUUCGCUUGCCAAGGUCGGCCUCGAGGAGACUAUCGAUGUCGAAGCUCCAAUGGACGUCGACGACGACGACAACACGCAGAAGCCCCUAUCCGUUCCCGACUUUGGCAUCCAGGUCGACUUCAGCGGCCUCGAUGACGAAGCCAAGGAGGACGGCGGCGCCUCGAUGGGCAACGAGCUCCAGACCCGCAUCGAGAGCAUCACGGCCGAGAUCGAAAAGAUGUCGCCCAACAUGAAGGCCGUCGAGCGUCUCGACGACACGGAAGCCAAGCUCGCUGAGACCGAGAAGGAGUUCGAUCGCUCUCGUCGGCAGGCCAAGGACGCACGGGACGAGUUCAACCGCAUCAAGAAACGUCGAUGUGACCUGUUCAACUCGGCCUUCAACCACAUUUCGAAGAUGAUCGACCCCACCUACAAGGAUCUCUCUCGCAGCAAGGCGGCUCCCAUGGGCGGCUCCGCGUAUCUGUCCAUCGAGAACACCGAGGAGCCCUACCUGGGCGGUAUCACCUACUCGGUCGUCCCGCCCAUGAAGCGCUUCCGCGACAUCACCGCGCUCUCUGGCGGAGAAAAGACCAUGGCAGCCCUCGCCCUGCUGUUUGCGAUCCACAGCUUCCAACCAGCGCCCUUCUUCGUGCUGGACGAAGUCGACGCAGCGCUCGACUCGCAGAACGUCGCCAAGGUGAGCAACUACAUCCGCGACCACGCGAGCGAUCAGUUCCAGUUCAUCGUCAUCUCGCUCAAGGCGUCGCUGUACGAGAGGAGCCAGAGCCUCGUCGGCAUCUACCGCGAUCAGGACGUCAACUCGAGUAGCAGUCUCACGCUUGAUCUCGAGCAGUAUGCGUAG